This is a messenger RNA of Pangasianodon hypophthalmus (striped catfish), 1548 nucleotides long. It is a transcript of the gene ddx47, whose product is annotated as DEAD (Asp-Glu-Ala-Asp) box polypeptide 47. Gene Ontology annotation, molecular function: RNA helicase activity; ATP binding; nucleic acid binding. NCBI's taxonomy places the organism in Eukaryota, Metazoa, Chordata, Actinopteri, Siluriformes, Pangasiidae. The transcript has 12 exons. The record is from RefSeq and is a predicted model, not a curated record. Bases 34 to 1455 code for a protein of 473 amino acids.
CAGUUCGUCUUCACAACACGUUGGUUCUGAAACAUGGCGGACUCGCCGGACAGAGAUGAAGCCUGCAAUCCAGGAGUUUCUGCAGAAUCAAACGAGGAUGAUGUUAAAUUUACAAACGCGGAGGAGACAGAAGAGCCGACAAAGAGCUUCAGAGAGCUGGGGGUAACAGAGGUGCUGUGUGAGGCGUGUGAUCAGUUGGGAUGGAAAAGACCUACCAAGAUUCAGAUAGAGGCGAUUCCUGUCGCUCUACAGGGGAGAGAUGUGAUCGGUCUGGCUGAGACGGGUUCGGGGAAGACGGGAGCGUUCGCUCUGCCCAUCCUGCAGUCUCUGCUCUCGUCUCCUCAGCGUCUCCACACGCUCGUCCUGACGCCCACCAGAGAGCUCGCCUUCCAGAUCUCCGAGCAGUUCGAGGCUCUGGGAUCCAGCAUCGGGGUGAAGACGGCCGUCAUUGUUGGUGGAAUUGACAUGAUGUCACAGUCGCUGGUGCUGGCUAAGAAACCCCAUGUAGUGAUUGCUACUCCCGGUAGAUUAAUUGACCAUCUAGAGAACACAAAGGGAUUUAAUCUUCGAGCUCUGAAGUACCUGGUGAUGGAUGAAGCAGAUCGGAUCCUCAACAUGGACUUUGAGUCUGAGGUCGAUAAGAUUCUGAAGGUGAUUCCCAGAGAGAGACACACAUUCCUGUUUUCUGCCACCAUGACGAAAAAGGUCCAGAAAUUGCAGAGAGCUGCCUUAAAGGAUCCGGUGAAAUGCGCCGUUUCUACCAAAUACGCUACAGUGGACAAGCUGCAGCAAUAUUACAUAUUUAUCCCGGCUAAAUAUAAGGACUGCUACCUGGUCUCCAUACUGAAUGAAUUAGCUGGGAACUCGUUCAUGGUUUUCUGCAGUACGUGUAACAACACACAACGUGUGACGCUGUUACUGAGGAACCUGGGAAUCACUGCCAUCCCACUCCAUGGACAAAUGAGUCAGAAUAAACGUCUAGGUGCUCUGAAUAAGUUCAAGGCGAAGUCUCGCUCUGUGCUGCUGGCGACGGACGUGGCCUCUCGUGGUUUAGACAUUCCGCAUGUAGACUGCGUCAUCAACUUCGACAUCCCCACACACUCGAAGGACUACAUCCACCGGGUGGGCAGAACAGCCCGAGCAGGACGAUCCGGAAAAUCCAUCACAUUCGUUACCCAGUAUGAUGUGGAACUUUUCCAGCGUAUUGAAACUCUGAUCGGGAAGAAACUUCCUGCUUUCCCUACACAGGAAGAGGAAGUGAUGAUGCUAGUGGAACGAGUGAGCGAGGCGCAGAGAUUCGCUCGACUCGAGAUGAAGGAGCAGGGAGAAAAGAGGAAAAGGAAAGGAAGAGACGAAGAAGGUGAUGAUGCCGAACACUCAAGCGGUGUGCGAAAAAAAGUGAAAGGAGGAAAAUUUGCAGGGGGAAGGGGUGGCGGCUCCAGGAGAGGACGCUAGAUACACACUUCCUCAAAUGAAACUUCCUUGUAUAUAAUCCAUUAGUGAUACAUCAUUGUCUGUUUCUCAUUAAAUAAAUGUUGUUUCUUCAAA